Stomoxys calcitrans (stable fly) is the source of this 9043-nucleotide messenger RNA. RefSeq lists its product as uncharacterized. Gene Ontology annotation, biological process: intracellular sterol transport. Gene Ontology annotation, cellular component: endoplasmic reticulum-plasma membrane contact site; plasma membrane; endoplasmic reticulum membrane. Gene Ontology annotation, molecular function: sterol binding; sterol transfer activity. The record is from RefSeq and is a predicted model, not a curated record. The transcript is spliced from 7 exons. The coding region runs from base 359 to 3361 and encodes 1000 amino acids. NCBI's taxonomy places the organism in Eukaryota, Metazoa, Arthropoda, Insecta, Diptera, Muscidae.
UCUGAAAUUCUUUUAUAGCAAAAAAUAAUAAAUAACAACAAAGAAAAACCAAAAAUUAUAAGAAAUUUUAACAAAAAACAACAAUUUAACAAAAGUAUAUAAAAAACAACAACAACAAAAACCUUAACACCAAAUCAAAAACCAAAACCAGCACCAAUUUUCAAGUUUAAACAACAAAAAAACAAGUGUAUAGUCAACAAAAAAGUGUAACCAAACUCACCAAAAAGUGUUAAAAAAUUUUCUCAAACCCCUCCGCUUGUACUGCUGUAGAACUACUCAAGAAAUGACUCAACUCUAACACCUUCAGAAAACCAUUAUUGAAGACAACAACAACUCCACAAUAUUUUCUUCACAAAAAAUGGCUCGCAAAAAGAAAUCCCCUAAGGAGGCAGCAGCCGUUAAGGACGAUUCCGGAGCCUGUGGCAUAGAUAAUAAUUUACUGGGCCUUCCUCAUUCUCUUCAUCGCUGCAGCAAGGAUGACAAUCUUAUGCUACAUGCCAGCGAUAGUGAAUUGUCUGAGAUCAAACAAUUGGAGAAGAAUAAAUCAAAUUUAUUUCUUAUCAAGUCUUACUCCUUUAUUGAUAAGACCAAUGCGAGAAGACCCAAUUCCUUGAAUAUACCUCAGAAACUGCAGGAAUUUGAAAACUAUCAUACCCUGCUAUUGGAGGAAAGCUCUCCAGUGACCCCUCUAAAAGAAGACCAUCACAAGGCGAAAGAAAAGUUUAAGGAGACGAAGAAAAAUUCCAAAAAAUCUUCCAAGCUAGGCAAAAUGAAAAAAUCCAAAUCCACCUAUGACUCCUUGGAGGAUUUAAGUGAGUUCCAGGAUAUUUUAAGAAAGCCCACAGUUAUCUUGGAUUGUGAGCCCAGUGGUGACUCUAGCAAGAGGCCUUUGACUUUUGUUGUGGAUAAUCCCCAUAAACCAGUGGUUAAAUCCAAGACCAUGGAGGAUAUAGCUCCCUUAAUCAAACGAGAGUCUUUUAUACGCCAUAGCUUGCAAUCCAUAAGGCGCAGCUUUUCCUCUUCGAAAAAAUCUCAAAUAUCUUCGUCUUCAUCCAAUAACUCCUCGUCGGCCUGCUCUUCGGCAUCUUCCACUUCGUCCAGCUCAUCUUCAGGUGGCGACCCACAAGGCAAUAGCCUAAAGAAAUCCAAAAACCAUAAGAACAAAGACAAAACCAAAAUAGCCUCAGAACAAAACAACUCCAAAGAAGAUGCAAUCAAAGCAACACCUAAGAGAAAUGGGGAAUAUAAAACACAUGCCAAUGAGCCAGAGUUACACAACUGCAAUCAACAGCUGAUGAUAGAAAAUACGCUGAAAGCCUCUAUGCCACAGCAACCCAUAGUGGUGAUAUCCUCGCCUUCGCCAGCAUCAUCUAUGGCCUGCUUGGCUGCCCAUGUGACUUUAAACGCCCCCAAUGCUAUGCCUGCAAACUCUAACAACAACAACAACAGUAACAACAAUGCGGUUAUUUUAGCUGUACUUCAAGAGGAGGAUGAAAAGGAUUUACAAAAUCCCUUAGAAAGAUCAACCAGCAGCGUUAGUACACUUGCUCAGUUGCCCACAGACAGUCUUGGCUCUUCGUCCAUGGCCCCUUUGCAAACACACACUGAGGCUCAAAGUGUUCAGUGUUUAAAUUCGACACAAUCGUACGACCAUCAGGAUUCUCAUAGUCCAACACAAGCGACCAAACGUUCUCACCUACAGCAUCAGCAGUCGAUAGCGGAAUCCCUAGAAUCCACGUCGAUAGGUUGUGCAACGUCUAGUGAAUAUUCAAGCGCAAGAUCUCUCAAACAUAGCACCACAUCGUUGGCCCCCCUGCAAUCGGUACCAUCCUCGACCAGCCUGCGCAGCAUAAGUCCUUCGCGUCGUAGUGCGAGUAGCAACAGCAGCAGCACGGCCAAGCAUGAGCAAUCACCGGCGGCUAAUACAGCCGCCGGUGCUGCUGUUGCUGCUGCCACUACCUCUGCCGCAAUCGCCUCUGGUUCAAGUUCGGGCCAAAAUAUCACACCACCGGAAAAAGAAAAGAAACGCAAAGAGGUUUCAUCGUCUCGGGUAAAAAAGUUCCAAAGGCAUUUCUCUCAGGUGUCGCAAGAUGAGAAGUUAAUUAACUAUUUUUCCUGUGCUUUAGUCAGUGAUAUAUUACUGCAAGGACAUCUGUAUAUAACAGAUCAACAUUUUGCAUUUUAUUCCAAUGUUUUUGGUUAUGUUACUAAGGUUGUUAUACCCACAUCGUCGGUUACGAAAAUUUCCAAAGAAAAAACCGCAAAAAUCAUACCAAAUGCUGUGGGUGUGGCCACCGCCGACGAACGCCAUGUCUUUGGCAGUUUCAUUAGUCGCGAGGCUGCCUUUCGUCUGAUGUGCAGUGUCUGCCCUCCCCUGGAUGCCCUUGAAACGUUGGUCAAAGAUCCGGCGAGCAUUGAAAUCUCCGAAGAAUACUCAGUUGAGGAUGAUAGCAGCUGUUCCAUAAGCGGCAACGAAAGUCCCGCUCAGGCCACAGACAAUGCCAAUUCAACGCAUGAUAAUAGUCAGACGAUAUUAAGACGUUCCGUAGCUAAUUCAAGUUUAAGUAUUGCCGAUAGCUCAGCAGCCCAUAAACAGAGGCACUCCGACAUUCCGUUAAAUGCCAAAACAGCAAACAAUAAUGCAGCUUUCUCAAGAGCUUCAGCUCCACCGGUGCCAGGGUUAGCAUCUGCAGCAGCAACAGCCCAUUAUGCCAAUGGCGGUAGUGGGGCCGUUAGUGGUCAUGCAACAGUCGCCGGCGGCGGUGGCAUUGGCCAUGUCAUUGUGUCCUCCAUAAAUGGGCCGGCAACAGCCAUAGGCUGUCCCAGCCUUGAGGGCGCCACCAAUCUCACAUUCAUUGCGGGCAAUGCUUCCACCACCACCUCGGCCACUUCAACACCAACACCGUCGACCUCAUCGUCGCCCACCACCGUUAUGGCAUUGCCACAUACAAAAGCUUAUCAAAUCUUAAAUAAAUUUAGAACACUAAGCAACAAACUGUUGGUCAAUCUGAAAUUUCCCACUGAAAUCCAUGUGGUAUACUUGGGCGCCAUGCUCACCGUAUUGCUGGCUGUAUUCACCAUAUUCCUAUUGUAUCGGAUAUUAGAUAUAGAAGCGAAGACGAAUGUUUAUCGAUCUCCUAUAGAAUUUAAAUGGCAAUCCGCCAAUGAUGAUGAUAUCUUUGCCGAAGCAUUACGUUUCCAAAAACAAUUGCAAGUGAAAAGCACUGAAGAAGCUCAGAAUAUACUUAAAACGAAUUUAGAACAAAUCGCUAAGGUUCGCCGCAGUUUAGAAACCUUAUCGAUGUUAAUCCAUGACCGUAGCUCAUCGUUUGAUUCCACAAAUCCCGAUGAUAGUGACUGAAUUUAUAUUUUGUAAUUAGAUUUAUUGUUUUUCUUUUUUUUUCUUCUAAUUUUUUGUUUCUUUUCUAUUUUUAAUUUUUUUUUAUUAGAAAACAAGAAAAACUUGGCGAAGUUUUUCCUAGUUAAUUAUUAUAAGCUUAGCAAUGAAGGCGUUAGAAGUAUGUAUGUACCAUAUGCUUAGGAUCUUGUAAUUAGAUAUUUAUUACUAUUAUUAUUAUCACCUUUUUAUAUUAUUGAAAUAUUCCAUAACUUAGUUUUUGGGUGAAUUUUUUCAUAAACUUCCAUAAGUGUGUUAAAACUUCUAACUAACUCCCUCAUCCCAUUCUUGUAAAUCUAAAAAUCAAAUGAAUUGAUUUUGCUGAAAAGGGAAACAAGGGGAUUGCAAAAAAGGUUUUGCUUUAGUUCUUGUUCUAAAAAUUUAUGAAUUUUUUUUUUAAGAAUAUUUUUGGAAAUUUUUUAUUUAAAAAUUUCCACAAAGUUUUCGGAAAAAAACCAAACCAUAUAAAACAAUUUGUUUUGUGUUAUUUAUUAUAACUUUGAAAACUGUAAUACUAUCAUAACUUUGAAAACUGUAAUAAUCGAAUGUUAAGGUUAAAAGUUUAACUUUAUACCUCUUUAAAAAAAAAAAGUAAAAAUUCUAAGCCAAAGGAAACUAAUUUAAAUUUGGAAAUUUAUUGAAAUAUUUUUUGUAAAACAAAUAUUAUGAAAAAAUAAAAUGAAUAAGCUUUAAUGACUCUGAAAAGAGCUAAUUUCUCUCUAAACAAAUGAGAUUUCUUAUAUCCAAGUUGAUUGAAAUUUAAAAAAUUUAAUUUCACUUGUUCUAUUAAUUUUUGAAACUUUUAAGGGAAAUAACUUAACAUAAAAAAUAUGAUUUCAACGAAUUUAGUUACUACAAGUAUUCUAUAUUACCACCAAAGAGUUAAAAUGUUUAGGGUGAAAUGUGUUAAAGGAAAUAAUAGAAUGAUCUCAUAAAAGAAAUUCCACUAUCAAAAAAUUUCUAAUAAUUAUUAACCCAUCUAAAGUGUAGAAAAUUAAAUGAGAACAAAGUUUUAGUUUAAAUUAUUUUUUUUUUGCCGAUAAUGAUUCUUAAAACCUUUGUGAAACACUAUGCAAACAUAACAAAAUAUGCUAAAUACUUACAAUGUAUACAGUAAUCAAUGCUGAAAAUGUUUAUAAUUUUUAAUAGCAAUUAUGGGGUAAAUCUGCUUUAGCAUAGGCAAAUGAAUUGAUGUGGCGUUUAAUUUUUGGAAACCAAUAUCUAGCUGACAACAGCCUUUCUAUAAAUGUUACACAUGUUUAUGUGUGCAGCAGUUUUUUUGAACACUUUUUGUUAACGUGGGCAAAUGAAUUGAUUUGGAAAAACUGUUUUAGACAAAAUUUUUUGCUACAGAUCCUCUUUCUAAAUUAUUCCAUAUUAAUUAUAUGUGCAAGCAUGUUGUAAGCUAUUUCUCUCUAAUUUCAACAUAUAAAUUGAUCUAUGAACACAGCGCUAAGAAUGAAUUAAGUGAAUUAAGUCACCUAAUACAAGCAAAAGAAUUGAUCUAAAAAAGCCAACAAAUAGGAAAUAUACCACAAAAUACAGCCACUCAAGAUAUACUACACUACUUCAUGAAUGCAGGAAUUUUCAGAAAGAACCAACUAUUAAGUGAGUAAAUGAAUUGAUGUUGAAAAGUUUAUAAAGACAGGAUAUUGUAUUGUAGAUGCCCCUUCCAGAAUUAUUAAAGUAGUCUAUGUGUGCAAACGUUUUCUCAAUAUAGCUUAGCUUAACAUUAGCCAAUGAGUUGAUGUAGGAAUACAAAGCUUACGAGAAUUUUCAAAAAGAAUCAACUAUAAAAUUAGUAAAUGAAUUGAUGUGGAAAAAUUUAUAAAAACAGAAUAUUAUGUUGCAGAUGCUCCUUCCUAAUUUAUUAAAGUAGUCCAUGUGUGCAAACAUUUUUCCAAUACAGCUUAAAAUAACAAUACCUAAUGAAUUGAAGUAGUAAUAAAAAGCUUACGAGAACAUCUUGUAAAACACUAUCUUUCUAAAAUGAUUAAUUUGUGCUUUAAUUUUCUGAAACGACUUUCUAUAACAAGAAUUAACGAAUUGAUGUAGCAUAUCUUACUAAAUACCUUCUUUCUAGAUUUUUUAAAUUUCUUGAUUUUGUGUGCAACCGAUUUUUUGUAAAAACGGUUGAAUAUAAUACAGGUAAACGAAUUGAACUUGAAAAACUGAAUUGAGCAAAUGAUAUUGUUUUAGAUAAUCUUUCUUAAAGUUUUGAGAUGGUUUACGUGUGCAAAGAUUUUUGAAAUGAACUUGCUGUAAUACAAGUAAAUUAAUUAAUCUACAAAAAUUAAAUUGAACAAAAGAUAUUGUUUUAAAUACUUUUUCAAUAUAUGUUAAGCUCCAUGAUAUGUGAUUACAUUUUUGAAUAAAGCCUCCCUAACACUGGCAAAUGAAUUUAUCUAAGUAAACAAAGCUUAAGAGAAAAUCUGACUUUCUAUAAAUAAUUAGCAAUUUCGACCUCACUUUUUUUUGCAUAUUUUGGAUAUCAAUUAUGCGAUUAUGAGCUUGUUUUUUGAAGAAUCAAGACUGCAGUUGCGCUUAACCUCAUUUUUCACCAUAAACUUUAACGCUGCAUACUCAACUCAAAAAAUUCGUUCACAUCAAAAAUUGAAAAUUUGGAUAGGCUUUGCUAAAAAAAUUCAAAAAAAUAAAAUUUAAAAUUUUUAGGAAUCUUGUUUAUUUUAGGAUUUGUUUUCGAAUUUUGAACCGGGGAAAGCUUCAACAUUUUCUAAACUCGAAAAAAUUAAGAAGUUAUAGCGUUUUCAUUCUUAAAACUGACCUUGAAAGUUUUAGGCCUAAAAUAAUUCGAUUUUUACAAUUUUUUUCAUAGAAAACUUGGAAAUUUUGCUUCAACCAGCACCAAUACAGAAAGAGUUUUACUUCUCGCAUGCAAUUAUGCUUUCAAAAUUUCGGAGUUCACAAAUCUAAGGAAGUAACAGCAAUUUCGACCUCACAUUGAUAUGUUUUUUGCAUUUUUUGAUAUCAUUUAUACGAUUUUGAGCUUGUUUUUUGAGAAAUCAACACCGGAAUUGCGCUAAUGCUCCUUUUUCGUCAUCAACCACAAUGCUGCUUAUUCAUCUCAAAAAAAUAUUUCGCAUCAAAAAUUUUAAAUUUUUGGAAAGGCUAACCCCUUGCUAAAAAAAUUAAAAAAAAAUUAAAAUCUUACAUUUUAAGGGGUUUUGUUAUUUUACGACUCAUCCUCCAAUCUUAAACUGCGGAAUGCUUUAAAAUUUUCUAAAUUCGAAAAAAAUUAAUGUGUUACAGCGUUUACGAACUUAAAAAUUACAUAUGUACAUACCUUGUAUUCUCACUUUGUAAAAAAAUCAGCUUGAAAUAAACACAAAUACUGAUGAAUUGAUUCUUCAGCGAAAUAAUUUUCACCAUUAAUUGUCAUUUCCAUAUGGCACACGACCCCCUCUCUCUCACAAAAACAAACCAUUACUUACCUCCAGCAAUGCAAUACAAUAAUGAAAGUCUAAACACUUCACUUAGCUCACUGUAAUAUAUCAAAAACUUUGCACCCACCAUGCAUGAGAGCUUUAAACCUACUUUCAUUCUAACUCAUCCAAAUGGGGCAUGCUUAAUCUGCUGAUUUUCUGUUUAAUGAAAUUGUAACUCUUUAAAGUAUUCUCGAGUUUACAUAUGGCCUCUACUAGGGUUUACUUAUCUCUCCUACUCUUACGCUCUCUUCAUCUUUGGCUUUAUCUCAGUGCUGUGUUGUCAGUCUGAGACAUAACGGAUUUCUCUCUUGGCAAUGUGCCCACAUCAUAUGAUUUGUUGUUGCGACUACAAUGAUUUGGUUAUAGGUUCACUAACACAAACUCAGGUCGUGUUUUCAUGCACAGCGUCUGUGACAAAGUUUGUUUAUAAAUUAUUACUUUGUUAAUAAUUUUGAAGGAAUUUUGUUAUAAUUUUUCUCAUAAAUAUAGUGCACAUCUCCAUAAAUAUAUCUUUCGAUUAUUAUAACCUUUGUUGCAGUUGAAUGUCCAGGAGGCCAGCAAAGUAUACAGCAAAGUUUCGCUUAGCAGUUUAACAUAUGACAUCAUUUUCAGUUAUCUAUUGUGAAUGGUAUAUAAAAUUGUUAGUUAUUUUUUAUUGGAAUUUCCUAAUUCAAUUUUAAUUUCAAAUUCUUUAAAAACUUUGAAAUUUCUAAAUUUUGGGCUUUGUUUAGAAUGUGUAGGCAUGUCCUUUGAAUAUUUUGUUGUUCUUAAGAGUUUUAUGUGUUUUGUCUAAACCUUAAUCUUUAAAAAGGUUCUUUUAGCUAGUUUUUGAUAUAAAAAUUAAUAAAAGUGUGCCAAACUUAUUUUGAAAACUUAGAAAUUUGUGGAUAAUAAUAAAAACGUUUGCUACCAAUAGGGAAAAUUAUCAAAAGCAAUUUUAUGCAUUAAAAAAAAUCCCAAAAAAAAGUAUUCCUUUAUUCUUUUAAAAUAAAUUAUUUAAAAAAACACAAAACAUAAAUGUCUUAAAAUUUAGAGCAUACCAAAGAACGAAAGUAAAAACCUUUAGGCAAAGUUUAACCAAAUAAAAUAUAAGAAAAACAAAAUAGAUAAUUUUUGACAAGUAUAGCUGGGACUUGGUGCAAUAUUAGAAAGAGAAAUAUGAAAAAAUAAAAAAAAAAAAUAAAUAAAAAAACUUGCUGUUUUGAUAAAACCCAUGGAAAAAGAGGCUAAAAUUUGAGACAUACCACAUAUUAGAUAAAAUAUAAAUAUACAAAAAAGAAAAAAUUACGAGCAUUUUCGAAAUUUUUACUAAAACCCGUAGAAAAACGGAAAUAUAACUCUUCUAUAGACCAGAAAUCUUACACAGUUUAUAUAUAGAAUUUCAAAACACAAAAGCCAUAGGAAGGCAGACAGCUUUUACAAAACAUAAACAAUUAUAAAGACGUCCUAGGCCUUUUCCACACACGCUCCUAAGCCCCUCAUCAGCAUAAACGUUUUAACAAGACAUUGGAAAAUAUGGAAAAACAUAAGAAAUACUAUAUGUAUAUACAUAUAUAAACAAAAAACAACAUAUUAUAUACAAUUAUAUAUAGAUAUACAUAUUUAGAACAAAAUAUAUAUAAAGUCCAUAUAUAAGCUAAUUCUUUUAUAUGAAAAGUCACUUUAAUUAUGUAUAUUUUUUGUGGUACAUUCAAGUUUUGAGCUUUUUUGCAGCAGCAAUAUAUGUUUACAUAUAUAUUUUUUUUAAAUUUCUAAACAUUUUUCCUUGAGAAAAAGUUUUACACAAAGAGAGUUAAAAAAAAAUUUCAAAUAUUUGCCUGCAUGUUUUUCACACAAAUACACACAUAUUCUUUGUUUUUGUUUUUUUUUUUUAAUUGAAACGUAAAUACAACCCUGUGAUAUAUAUUUCAUUUUAUUGUUUUAUUGUAAUUAUUGAUCUUUAAGUUUCUAAGCUAAAAUUGCGAAGUACUGCAAGGCUAAGCAACUACCAACAGCAAUUGCAAUAACAAAUGAAAUAAAACAACAACAAAAAAUGAUUUUUUUGUAUAAACCUAUAAUUAUAGUAUAAUUUAUACAUAUUAAAUAAUGCAUAUAUAUAGUGGAUGUUUAUAAAAGCAAAACUCUUAAAUAUAGUAAGCAGCUUAGUGCAUAUUACGUUAUUUUCCUUCGUGAAAACCAAUAAAAAACAAUUUAUGGAAAA